CACGGACGUGGGGCUUUCCCUCUUUCUCUCUCUCGCUCCGCUCGCUCUCUAUCUCUCCCCAAAUGCCUCCUCGCCACCGCUGCCACCCGCUAUUUCCGCGCGACGCGUGCUCGCCGCACGAUCGGGACGCGAGUGCCCCGUGAGUGUCGUCGUGUCUCGCCGUGAGAGGGUUGAUGAGUGUUCGGUGCCCCAGUGCUAGUGAUACGUUGGAAACGAAAAAAAAAACGAGGGAUAAUAUUGUAGACUGACUGUCUUUCUACCCCCCCUCUCUCUCUCUCUCUCUCUCUCUUUCUCUCUCUCUCUCUCUCUCUCUCUCUUUCUCUUUCCCUCCCGCCCUCUCUUUCGGCGGUUACAUUCAUUCAACGACGCGAUUGUUCCCAAGUGGAUUUUCAAUGUGAGCCACGCGCUCGCGUAGCGGUGGAUUGUGCGAUAAGAGAAACCGGAGUACAGUGCAUCGUGAGCGGUGUUUGAAUUGUCGAUCGACCACGCAACGAUCACGCGCGUGCAGUUGGAGUGCCACGCCACUCUAAAUCUCGAUCCUCGGAAUUGAGCGAGUGCGGGCAAAUAAAGAUCUAGCUCGGAGGUGGCAAGAAAUCGGCUCCGGAUCAACAUGGAUUGGACUCGGGGGAUCGGUCUGACCAGCUUGUUAUUGUUCUGCCUCGGACUGAUCGGGGAAACAAACGGUCUGAGGAUGCUGGAACUGAUAGUGCCACAGCACGCGGUAGUCGGGCAAAAUGUAAGCCUCGAGUGCAACUUUAAUCUGGACGGCGAGAAGCUGUACUCGGUCAAGUGGUACAAGGACGGCAACGAGUUCUACCGAUUCCUACCCCAGGAGAAGCCACCUGUUAUGGUGUUCAACCAUCCCGGUGUCACGGUACAUAUUCACGAAUCUACCCAACGAACGGUCGUCCUUCGUUCCGUGAACCUCAUGAGCACAGGACGCUACAGAUGCGAAGUUUCGGCGGAGGCGCCGUCUUUCCAGACUGUUUCCGACCAUUCGGAUAUGACGGUAAUCGCACUACCGGACGACGAGCCCGUUAUCACGGGGCGACCUGGGAAACAUCGUUAUCAAGUCGGCGACAUCGUGCGGUUCAAUUGCACUUCGGCGAAGUCGAAGCCACAUGCCACGCUCAGCUGGUUCAUCAACGGCGAACCCGUCGAGCAGCAGUUCUUGAGACCCCAUCCCCUCGUCAGGGACCGGAACGAUCUGGAGACCUCCACACUCGGUCUAGAGUUCCGUCUGCGCCCGAAGCACUUCAAGAAGGGAGACUUGAAGAUCAAAUGCCUGGCGAGGAUAUAUACCGUAUAUUGGAAAUCGAAUGAGCUCAGCAUAGAGGGUGAGAGGCCUCUGAAGAUACCGGUAAUGGAGAGCAGAGAGACAAGGGCGCAAGGGCACACGCACGCCGAGCAUAUCCUAGCAAGUGGAAGUAUAGCAUUAGGACCAUGCGUUGUGCUGGUAAUCAUGGGAUUACUGAUGUUGCGGUAAGGAUUGAGGACACAACUCGCCACCUUCGUGCUCAUCCUUCCCAAGCCUGCGAAAGCCACUCUCGCGAUAUGAUUACGUCAUAUAAAAUUACCCAUGUUGUUUAUAUUUUUUAUAAUUGCAAUUAGUGGAGUUAGAGAUCACAUAAUAAUCAAUAAUAGCCAGACGACACACUAUCAAACUAUGUUAGAACUUUACUCGAACGUUCGGAAAAAGUUUUCGUUGUAAAGAUAUGGAUUCUUUUUUUUUUUCUAGGGGCGAUAAAAAUAUUUCAGAAAAUUUGCGAUGACUUGGUUUGAUUUUCGAAUUAUAUCUCGCGUACAGUACGUGAAAAACACGACAAAUUCUUUUAUCAUAAAAAAAAAAAA
Molecule: messenger RNA, 1851 nt
Organism: Monomorium pharaonis (pharaoh ant)
Lineage: Eukaryota; Metazoa; Arthropoda; Insecta; Hymenoptera; Formicidae
Exons: 6
Coding region: 611-1486 (291 amino acids)
Source: RefSeq, a predicted model, not a curated record